UUAGAUUAGAGAAGAUGACAGUGUCAGCAGAUGUGUUCAUGCGUCUCGUUCUCGUGGUGUCACAGUCUGGACGUGAAGUGAACUUUACGUUAACUGAGUGUACAAUAGAGGGUGACAUAAGAGAGCUGCAUGAGAAGGUGGGGGACCAGACUGUCCUACAGGUGGUAGCUCCACAGCCCGCCUUUUAUGGCUAUAGAGAAUGCUGGGAUAUAAGAUUAAACAAGGUGAUUCUGCCAGCAGAAGUGUUGAGGGGUCUCGUUAGGGUGGUGUUACAGUCUGGACGUCGUGUAAACUGUAUAAUAAAAGAAUGUACAAUAGAGCCUGUCGAAGAGGUGAGAAAGCUUCAGGUGGACCAGCCCGCCAUUCAGUUCAGCCUGUGUGAACAACGCUGGUGCAUUGGGUACAGGAACUUUAAAAUAAGGUAAUCAAUCUGCGAGGAUCUAGCAAUGGUCAGUUCAACAAGCAUCAUCGAACAAUAGACGUGUGUAUAAAUGGUGAUCAUUGCUUUAGUUCCAACUGAAAUUGAGUUAGAAAACCUUCUGACCAACGUUAUGUUCCAUACAGUACAACUUAUACAAAAAAGUGUCGUAGAUAAGUUGAUUCAAGGAAUCCCGGCAAUUACAACCAUACUUGAUGUCAGUAAAAUGUUACACUAAUAUUGAACAUUUUAUGAUUGUUAUUAGGUCACGACGUUUGAGAUUAGUUAUGUAGUUUUAUUUUGAAGUUACAUCUUGUUGGCAUGUAUUGCUUCUUCUACACUAAGCCAUGGGUUAUUGUUGAUAUGAUGGUCGAGGAUUAUCGUGGAUAUAACAAAGUGAAUAUAUUGUGUGACUGACGUGCAUGUCAUAUUAUCACCAUGGUCAUGGAUUAUCGUGGAUAUAACGAAGUGUAUAUAUUGUGAGACUGACGCGAGUGUCAUAUUAUCGCCAUGGUCAUGGAUUAUCGUGGAUAUAACGAAGUGUAUCUAUUGUGUGACUGACGCGCGUGUCGUAAUAUCGCCAUGGUCGUGGAUUAUCGUGGAUAUAACGAAGUGUAUAUAUUGUGAGACUGACGCGCGUGUCGUAUUAUCGCCAUGGUCAUGGAUUAUCGUGGAUAUAACGAAGUGUAUAUAUUGUGAGACUGACGCGAGUGUCGUAUAAUUGCCAUGGUCGAGGAUUAUCGUGGAUAUAACGAAGUGUAUCUGUUGUGUGACUGACGUGCAUGUCAUAUUAUCACCAUGGUCAUGGAUUAUCGUGGAUAUAACGAAGUGUAUAUAUUGUGAGACUGACGCGAGUGCCGUAUUAUUGCCAUGGUCGAGGAUUAUCGUGGAUAUAACGAAGUGUAUCUGUUGUGUGACUGACGUGCAUGUCAUAUUAUCACCAUUGUCAUGGAUAAUCGUGGAUAUAACGAAGUGUAUCUGUUGUGUGACUGACGUGCAUGUCAUAUUAUCACCAUGGUCAUGGAUAAUCGGGGAUAUAACGAAGUGUAUAUAUUGUGAGACUGACGUGCAUGUCAUAUUAUCGCCAUGGUCAUGGAUUAUCGUGGAUAUAACGAAGUGCAUAUAUUGUGUGACUGACGCGCGUGUCGUAUUAUCGCCAUGGUCAUGGAUUAUCGUGGAUAUAACGAAGUGUAUAUAUUGUGAGACUGACGCGCGUGUCGUAUUAUCGUCAUGUUCGUGGAUUAUCGUGGAUAUAACGAAAUGUAUAUAUAGUGAGACUGUCGCGAGUGUCGUAUAAUUGCCAUGGUCGAUGAUUAUCGUGGAUAUAACGAAGUGUAUCUGUUGUGUGACUGACGUGCAUGUCAUAUUAUCACCAUGGUCAUGGAUAAUCGUG
Mya arenaria is the source of this 1811-nucleotide messenger RNA. RefSeq lists its product as uncharacterized. The record is from RefSeq and is a predicted model, not a curated record. Bases 15 to 425 code for a protein of 136 amino acids. The transcript has 2 exons. NCBI's taxonomy places the organism in Eukaryota, Metazoa, Mollusca, Bivalvia, Myida, Myidae.